AUGGCAACGACUCAAUCACACGCCACAGAUCUUACUUCAGAGGAGCAACCUGCUAAUCUGGACAUCAUGAAGGAGCAGGCUGUGCCGGCAAACAACGAGACAUCAGGCUCUUUUAAGUCCUCCCAUGAACCUGCAGUGGUAGUCCAUCCAGCUAAAGUUGCUCCAUUGACUGGACCGUACGGUUUAGCUGGUGAUUUUGCUGCUCACUUACCUAGCAGCAUCCUCUCUCCUCAAGCUCAAGGCUUUUACUACAGAGGUUAUGAAAACCCCACAGGCGAGUGGGACGAAUACUCUUCAUAUGUCAAUGUUGAAGGAUUAGACAUCACAUCUCCUGUUGGGUUCAAUGAGAAUGCUUCUCUUGUCUACCAAACCGGAUAUGGAUACAACCCUCAAAUGCCAUACGGACCAUACUCCCCUGCUGCAACUCCUUUACCUUCUGAGGGACAGUUGUAUUCGCCGCAGCAGUUUCCGUUUUCAGGUGGAUCACCUUACUACCAGCAGGUAGUUCCUCCUAGCAUGCAAUAUAUUACUUCUCCAACUCAGCCAGAGCUCACCAGCCUUGUCGGUGUUGACCAUCAAGGUGACAACAUCGGACCACGCCCUUCCUACCAUCCUCAUCCUAUCGGACCGUUUAAUGGAAACCAGCCAAACCUCGGUUUCCCUGAGUGGCAGCAAGGUUUUGAUGGAGGGAUAUGGUCGGAUUGGUCCAAGUCUUCUGAUAUGCACAGACAUUCCUCUCCUAUUUCACCGGCUUUAUCUCCUCAGCCUCUCAGCUCAUAUGGAUCAUAUGGCCAAAACAUUCCUAUGGGAUCACAGAGACAGAGAUCGUUUUACGGAUUUGGAUCUGGUUCGAACUCGUAUAGCAGAGGCUAUAUGCAUGGUGGUGGUCGUGGCCAGGGCUCUAACUAUGGAAGUAGGCUAGUUUCUAACGUUGGAAUGGGAAACCAAGGCUGGAUAGGGGUUGACAACACUCGAGGGCGUGGAAGGGUUACUGAUCCAUCAUCUCUAGGUGGCGGUUAUAACGGUAGUUUUGAUAUCCUCAACGAGCAAAACAGAGGACCAAGAGCUUCAAAGCCCAAGACUCAGAUAUUAGCAGAGGAUCUUGAUUCUUCUGCUGAUAUUAAGAAAAACAGCAAAGGCAGUGCAAAGGAGCUAGAGGAAUCCAACAACAACAAUGGUACGGAGUUUGUCACUGACUACGAUAACGCUAAGCUCUUCAUCAUCAAGUCUUACAGCGAAGACAAUGUUCACAAGAGCAUCAAGUACAAUGUGUGGGCUAGCACUCCUAAUGGCAACAAGAAGCUUGACGCUGCUUAUCGCGAGGCCAUGGACGAGAAAGAACCCUGCCCUGUGUUUCUACUCUUCUCUGUAAACGCGAGUUCUCAGUUCUGUGGUGUAGCGGAGAUGGUUGGACCUGUGGAUUUUGAGAAGAGCGUUGAUUACUGGCAACAGGACAAAUGGAAUGGACAGUUCCCAUUGAAGUGGCACAUCAUCAAAGAUGUUCCAAACAGUCAGUUCCGCCACAUAAUAUUGGAAAACAACGACAAUAAGCCCGUAACUAAUAGUCGAGACACCCAAGAAGUGAAGUUGGAACAGGGUAUUGAGAUGCUUAAGAUUUUCAAGAACUACGAUGCUGACACGUCGAUCUUGGAUGAUUUUGGGUUUUAUGAGGAGCGAGAGAAAAUCAUUCAAGAACGGAAGUCAAGACGACAGCCUGGCUUGCCAUCUGGAGUAGUAGUAGGAGGAGAGAACGAACACAAAGUUGCUUCUGCUGCAUUGCCCACAGACUUCAUCAAGAACAUGUCCAAAAGUUUUGCGCAAGUUGUCCGCUUGGACGAUGGCAGCAAAGAAGCAGGCAAAGCUAGCUCAUCUCCAGAUGGAAUCACAACAGCAGUAGCAGUCGUUUCUUCCGGUUAA
This is a messenger RNA of Microthlaspi erraticum, 1917 nucleotides long. The record is from the annotation of a GenBank genome assembly. Lineage: Eukaryota; Viridiplantae; Streptophyta; Magnoliopsida; Brassicales; Brassicaceae.